Molecule: messenger RNA, 3954 nt
Organism: Bradysia coprophila
Lineage: Eukaryota; Metazoa; Arthropoda; Insecta; Diptera; Sciaridae
Gene: Pkg21D
Product: Protein kinase, cGMP-dependent at 21D
Biological process (GO): protein phosphorylation
Molecular function (GO): cGMP-dependent protein kinase activity; ATP binding
Source: RefSeq, a predicted model, not a curated record
CGGAAAUAUGUGUAUACGUUUUUCAUUCAUCGUUUUCCAUUUAUAGGCCAAUGUUAGACCUUUUACUAUGUCAUCAAAAUUGCGAUGGUCAACUCGAAAAAUAGUUUUUGGUCGGUAUAUAACGGAAUACAUUUUUAAUCAUUUCCAUUUCAGUAAGGAAUUCAGUCAGUUGUGUUAUGUUUGUCGUCUAGGACGUUUCAGACAAAAUUACUUUGUUAGUGUUCUUGUACGAGAGAUAGAGUUAAGCAAGUUAAGAUUUGCACAAUCAACCGCCCCCUACCACCAAAUCACAUAAUAUGCUAUCGAAGCCGUUGUGUCGUCAUUAGAUUUCCUCUAUUCCACGGCCGUUUCAGUGUUGUACUACUGUCUUAUCAUGUGAAAUCGUUUAAGCCAGCAUAAGACACCAACUACAAAACCAACGACAAAACAGAAAACAAAACACCACUAGACAAUCGUAUUACUAUGUUUUGGGUGAAUAUAUUUUCCGAAGUCACGAUACCACGUUUGUAGUUACAUAGCUGUAGCUAUAUAUACAUAUGUAUCUCGUCUGUGAUAAAAAAUAUAUUUUAUCAACGAAACAAUAUAAGUAACAACAGAGCGCCUACAAACUAUCAACUGUCAUAUACGACACAAUAUAUAUUCACUUAUGUGGCGUUUGUUUCAACAGAGAACUUUAUCAUAUACAACGCCAGUAAUUUACAUUUUAGUUCUGUUUAUGUUACACUACACAGUUUUACCAUAAGAUGGAAAAAGUGAUAAGCGAAAGUAGUAUAACAUCGUCAGCAGGUGAAGCAAUACAGAGUGGCCUACCAACUGCUCCGACUAGUCUUCUGUCGCGUCAGAAUUACAAGAAAUCUCACAACUGUGUCAGCCUAUUCGCCAAAUGUAAUUGCAAAGAUGAUCGGCGAAAAAAAGUUUUACAGUCGUACGUUCAUCCGGACACGGCGUUCGUUUUUACCGAUGAAAAUAAAAAUGCGGCGGUGUCCAGAGAACGGAAGUACACAAUGAAAAAUCGAUCCUCACAGCUGCCCCGAAGUAAACGCUUGUCAACGCCGAAUAUCGGCAAUUAUACGAUACUCGAUGUGGCUGUUCAUCCGGAAGUUGUGUUGGCUGUGUCCCAUACAAACGGAAUGAUAGAGCCGAUGUAUGCCGAAAAUACAAUGCACAGCAAGCCGAGACCAAUUUUGAAGAAAAGUUUUUCUGCAAUACGCAGUGACUCAUUAAACAAUUCGUUAGAUUGCCUGGAACAAUUCAAAUCGAAAUCGAACGGAAAUAGUCGAGACGGAAACUUAAACAAUUCGUCGUAUGACGCGCGGGUAUCGAUUCGAAACGCAUUCUUUCGAAGCGAAUUGGAACGGAAAUUUUCCAAUCUAUCGUCGGAAGAUUUCUCGUCCACACAAACUGAUAAUUUGGAAUAUCUCAAGUAUAAUGCAUUGAGCUAUCAGCAGAAUAAUGUGAUAAACGAUUAUGAGAAAGAGAUUUAUAGACAGAUUAGUGAUUCAUCGUCGCCCCGAUAUUAUGAGAACGUUUCUCGAUCAAAUUCAUGUGAGGACAAAGUUGAGAUUCGCAACGAAGGCAAUUUCUUACGUCCAAAUCAAAAAAUGGAUGUCAAAUCGUCCGAACGAGAGUAUUUGCGGACAAUUAGCCAACAUUAUGAAAAUGAAUUGAAAUUGGAAGAAGAGGUGAUAAGACUGAAAGAAAUGCUGGCCGAUCGCGACUCAGAAAUCGAUAAUCUGAAAAGGGAAAUACACAAACUCAAGAGUGUACUCCAACAAACAACUAGCAACAAUUCCAUUCAUCGUGGCGAUGGAGACCUAUUAUCUAGCUUACAUUCAGAUCAUCGAAUGGCUGGUCAACUGUUGGCAUCACCACAAUUGAAUCACAGCAAUUCCAAUAGCAAUGUAAAUGCAUGUACACAAAGCCAGCAACAAAGCGGUAGAAGCGAUGCCGGCGAUACUGUAAAUAAUACCAAAAUACCAUCAUUAUCCAUUUCGACUGUUGCUGUUAAAAAGCAAGGUGUUUCGGGAGAGAGUUGUGAUGCAACUGGUCAAUCGUCACGGGACAUAUUAAUUAGAAAAUUCGAGAAGGAUUUCAGGUCGAAGCAACAAAUCAAAGAUGCUAUUAUGGGCAAUGAUUUCUUAAAACAUAUCGACUCAUCCCAAGUUCGAGAAUUGGUUGACUCUAUGUACAGCCGUGAUGUCGUCCAGGGAGAGUAUGUUAUACGUGAGGGUGAAGGUGGCGCUCAUUUGUUUGUUGCAGCUGAGGGAGAAUUUGAAGUUAUCAAGGAUGGUAAAGUGCUCGGUAAAAUGGGUCCGGGGAAGGCAUUCGGUGAACUGGCCAUAUUAUACAACUGCACGAGAACAGCGUCUGUUAAAGUUCUAUGUGAUUCACGGGUUUGGGUACUAGAUCGGAGAGUUUUCCAACAAAUAAUGAUGAGAACGGGCAUGCAGAAAAUUGAGGAAAAUGUAAACUUUCUGAGAUCCGUACCAUUGCUGAAACAUUUGAGCAACAACCUUCUGGCUAAGAUAGCUGAUGUACUGGAAGUGGAAUUCUAUCCAGCUGGUGCGUACAUUAUUCGGCAAGGUGCCAGUGGUGACACAUUUUUCUUAAUAAGUCAAGGAAGCGUAAAGGUUACUCAACGUAUUCCCGGGAACCAAGUCGAGGAAGAGAUUCGUUCACUGGGUCGAGGUGAUUAUUUCGGCGAACAGGCUUUAAUCAAGGAGGACAAGCGAACAGCCAACAUUGUUGCUAUGCCACCUGGAGUAGAGUGCCUAACAUUGGAUAGAGAAUCGUUUACACAACUGAUCGGCGAUCUAUGUGAAUUGCGUGAAAAGGAUUAUGGAGACGAUACUCGAGUACUGUCAAUGAAAAAGAGUGAUUCAAAGGCGGUGAUAUUUGGUUCGGACACAAUGCAAGAAUUGCUUCACGUCGAAUUAGAUGACUUAGACAUCAUUGCAACUCUGGGUAUUGGUGGAUUCGGUAGAGUCGAGUUGGUCAAGUACGAAAAAAAUAAUGAAGUGCAGACGUACGCCUUGAAGUGCCUGCGUAAGCGACACAUAAUCGAUACUAGGCAGGAGGAGCAUGUUUUCAGCGAACGCACUAUAAUGCUCUCCUGCAACAAUCCGUUUAUCUGUCGACUGUAUCGAACGUAUCGAGACUCUAAGUAUGUGUAUAUGUUGUUGGAGGCUUGCUUGGGCGGUGAAGUCUGGACGAUUCUGCGUGACCGAGGUCAUUUCGAUGACUUCACAACGCAAUUUAUUAUCGGAUGUGUUCUGCAGGCAUUUGAGUAUUUGCAUGCACGAGGCAUUGUUUACCGAGAUUUGAAGCCAGAGAAUCUAAUGUUGGACUCAUCAGGCUACAUAAAAUUGGUCGACUUUGGUUUCGCUAAAUACAUAGGAUACAGCAGCAAGACGUGGACGUUCUGCGGCACACCCGAAUAUGUUUCGCCAGAGAUAAUACUCAAUAAGGGACAUGAUCGCGCGGUUGAUUACUGGGCUUUAGGCAUUCUCAUUCACGAGCUGCUAACUGGAACUCCGCCAUUCACCGGCAGUGAUCCAAUGAAAACAUACAACAUCAUUUUGAAGGGCAUCGAUAUGGUCGAUUUUCCGAAUCAUAUGUCAAGAUCUGCAAUACAAUUGGUGAAACGGCUCUGCCGAGACACUCCAGCCGAACGACUUGGAUAUCAACGAGGUGGGACUCAGGACAUUAAGAAGCAUAAAUGGUUCGCAGGGUUUGAUUGGGAUGGGUUAGCCAAUUUGACGCUCACGCCGCCAAUUUUACAGCCUGUAGCAGGUCCACUGGAUUUCAGCAAUUUCGAUCAUUUUCCCAUGGAAACUGAUUUCCCCGAUGACGAGAUGUCUGGAUGGGAUGAAGGAUUUUGAUGACAAACAAAACUAAUGUGCCUUGCGUCGUUGUACACGACUUGUACGAUAAAUAAUAAAUUUUUGUUAAAAU